AUGAUAGAUAGAGAUUUGAUGAAUCAGGUUUGUAGUAUUAUCUAUUUAUUGGUAUCGAUUAUCUUUGGGUUUUGUAUAUCAUUCUUUAAUGUUCAUGUAUUCAUCUAUGAAUCUCUUUAUAAUAUUGAAUGGAAAAUAGUAUUACCAGUGUUUGGUGGACAAGUGUUGAUAUACUCUUUACUCUUCUUUUAUCCAUUGAGUAAAUUGGUUAAAAAGAUGACAAAAGAAGAUGAAGAUAGUCUCAAACAAUACAAUAACAAUGUAAUGAUGAAUCUAUUACAUGACCCUACCAUCAUCUAUCAACAACACAAUCACAGUGUACAUCAACAUCAACAUCAAUAUUCAACUCCAACUUCAUCUGUCACUCCUACUAUCAACUGA
Molecule: messenger RNA, 381 nt
Organism: Cavenderia fasciculata
Lineage: Eukaryota; Evosea; Eumycetozoa; Acytosteliales; Cavenderiaceae
Exons: 3
Coding region: 1-381 (126 amino acids)
Source: RefSeq, a predicted model, not a curated record